CAUGCGUAAAGCGGGCCGGGGCGCGCCCGGCGCACGCGCUGUGACAGCGCUGCUGCAGUGAUAGGGGAGGGGCGCCUUGAGGAGGGGGAGCGGCCGCCAUCUUGGGAGUUGGUUCCAGAGACGGCGCUGGGAGGCGGCUGGUGGCGGGGAGAGGUUUAAUCUAAGCACCAUGGAAAAAGAAGAGUAAGAUUCCAUCAUGAUUGGAGGCCUGUUUAUUUAUAACCAUAAGGGAGAGGUCUUGAUCUCUCGAGUUUACAGAGAUGACAUUGGGAGGAAUGCAGUGGAUGCAUUCCGUGUCAAUGUCAUCCAUGCGCGGCAGCAAGUGCGUUCACCUGUCACAAACAUCGCCCGCACCAGUUUCUUCCAUGUCAAGCGUUCCAACAUCUGGCUGGCUGCAGUCACCAAGCAAAAUGUCAAUGCUGCCAUGGUCUUUGAGUUCCUCUACAAGAUGUGUGAUGUGAUGACUGCCUACUUCGGGAAGAUCAGUGAAGAGAACAUCAAGAACAACUUUGUUCUUAUCUACGAGCUUCUGGAUGAGAUCCUGGACUUUGGAUAUCCUCAGAACUCUGAGACAGGGGCCCUGAAAACAUUCAUCACUCAGCAAGGAAUCAAAAGUCAGACAAAGGAAGAACAGUCUCAGAUAACAAGUCAGGUGACUGGUCAGAUUGGCUGGCGGCGUGAAGGGAUCAAAUACCGUCGUAAUGAACUCUUCCUGGAUGUGCUGGAGAGUGUGAACUUGCUGAUGUCUCCUCAAGGUCAGGUUUUGAGUGCCCAUGUCUCAGGCAGGGUGGUGAUGAAGAGCUACCUAAGUGGAAUGCCAGAGUGCAAGUUUGGCAUGAAUGACAAGAUUGUGAUUGAGAAGCAGGGCAAAGGGACUGCGGAUGAAACAGGGAAAAGUGGGAAGCAAUCGAUUGCCAUUGAUGACUGCACCUUCCACCAGUGCGUGAGGCUCAGCAAGUUUGAUUCGGAGAGGAGCAUCAGCUUCAUACCCCCAGACGGAGAGUUUGAGCUCAUGAGGUACCGGACCACUAAGGACAUUAUUUUGCCCUUCCGCGUAAUACCCCUGGUGCGGGAGGUGGGCCGCACCAAGCUGGAGGUGAAGGUGGUGAUCAAAUCAAACUUCAAGCCUUCCCUCCUGGCUCAGAAGAUAGAGGUGCGAAUCCCAACCCCCCUAAACACUAGUGGCGUCCAAGUCAUCUGCAUGAAAGGGAAGGCAAAAUACAAGGCCAGUGAGAAUGCCAUUGUCUGGAAGAUUAAGCGGAUGGCUGGCAUGAAGGAGUCCCAGAUCAGUGCGGAGAUAGAACUGCUUCCAACCAAUGACAAGAAGAAGUGGGCUCGGCCACCCAUCUCUAUGAACUUUGAGGUCCCAUUUGCACCCUCUGGGCUGAAGGUGCGCUACCUGAAAGUCUUCGAGCCAAAGCUGAACUACAGUGACCACGACGUGAUCAAAUGGGUGAGGUACAUUGGCAGGAGCGGGAUCUACGAGACAAGAUGUUAGCCCUGUGCAGCCAGCUGGCUCCCUCUUCCCCAGCCUCCCUUGGUCUCAAAGUACAAUACGAUGAAGAGCAUCUCUCUGGCCCCUCCUCUAUACAGAGGCUGGAAGCUAGACUCCUGUGGCUUCUCUCUGGAAAAAGGACACUGGUGCCUGCUCCGGUUUCAGUUGCUAUUGGUCACAGCUGAAGUCAGGCGGCAAAAGAGCCCAGCUGGCGUCUUGCUUCUGUCCCAGGGUAUGAAAGGGCCAGUCUAACCACCACCACCACCCAGUGGUCAUUCUAGGGAACAUCCACCAUGUGAUAAAAACCUUCUUCUGCUGGUGUCACUACUUGCAUCAUACUCUAGUAUUUUUGGAAGUUCUUGUGCAUAUGUACUCGUAGAAUAGGCCUGAAAACCAUAGACUGGACAAACCUUGAGUUGAUUCUGGCUCCUGUACUUGCUGUUGAUGUUGUGAUUGUUGCUGUGCAGCCGGACUGGGGCUUGUGGUUCCCCUUAACUGCUCUUCAUCCCCCCUCUUCAUUUUCUCUGCGGUGUCCUUGGUAUGGAGCCCUGCUAUGGGAAAAAUUGUGACCAAAAAGGUUGAGGUUGGCAUCUCCCUGCUGGAGGGUGGGAUUUAGCACAGCAUUUCAGCCCUUGGAGCACUGAGAAAAAGCAGACUAAGCCAGCACCUCCUGUCUCAUUAAACCAACUCCCCCCACCAAGAAAAAAAAAGAAACACACACCUAGCAGGCACAUGUGGACAGACUGGCUUUGUCAAAUGGUAAGAUAGAGGAGCUAUCCUCUGUAACCCCAGAAUUGGCCAGUAAGUCAUUCCAUUCUCCCUCCUACUGCCCGCGCUCUCUCUCUCUUUUUUUGCCCAAUUAGCUUUUUCCUACCAAAUGCUUUUGGGUCACUAGAAAUGCUGCUGCAACCCACAAUCCCCUGCUUCCAAUAGUGUGGUCUCCCAUUUUGUACACUUGUGAUUUGUCCAGUUCUAAACCUAAUAAAGUAUGUAGAACCAA
Molecule: messenger RNA, 2495 nt
Organism: Hemicordylus capensis (graceful crag lizard)
Lineage: Eukaryota; Metazoa; Chordata; Lepidosauria; Squamata; Cordylidae
Gene: AP2M1
Product: adaptor related protein complex 2 subunit mu 1
Exons: 11
Coding region: 197-1498 (433 amino acids)
Biological process (GO): intracellular protein transport; clathrin-dependent endocytosis
Cellular component (GO): AP-2 adaptor complex; cytoplasmic vesicle
Molecular function (GO): clathrin-cargo adaptor activity
Source: RefSeq, a predicted model, not a curated record